GGCGUACUCUUAUGCUUUGCAUGCCUUAGCGGUUAGACCGUUGACCACGCGUCCUCGAGAGGACGGAGCAUUGUUCCCACAGGACCGAUCACCGAUGGUCAAUCGUUCCUUCCUACUUUGCCAAAGCCUAGGCGGAGAGGGGCUGGUCUCGUACAAAACGCUAAACGAGGAGGCGGAGGCCGUGCCCAUCGGCAGCGAGGGGCUGGUGUGCUUGGAUCACUUCCAGGGUAACCGCACCCCGUACACUGACCCGCUUUCGAGGGGAGCGCUCGCCGGUCUGACGCUCAAGCACGGGAGAGGACACGUAUUCCGCGGGUUGAUCGAGUCGGUGUGCCUCGGGACCGAGCUGGUGUUCGAGGCGAUGCGAAAGGCGGGGUACACGCCUUCCUCCGUGGCGGUGGCGGGGGGUGCGACGAAUUCCCGUCUGUGGCUUCAGACACACGCGGACGUGAGCAACGUCCCCAUGAAGGUUACCAGGGAGAGGGAGGCGUGUGUGCUGGGCUCAGCGAUCCUCGCCGCCGUUGGGGGGGGGCUGUUUCCGGACAUCCCCUCCGCCGCCCGUGCCAUGGUCCACGUUGAGGGAACAGUGAUGCCGAACCCGGAGGCACACGCCGAGUACAAGCGGGUGCUGGAGCGGUAUCGUGCGGUGUACCCCGCGCUCAAGCCCCUCUUCCGCGACCAGGGAGCAGGGGCCCCGCCGACGGCAGCAGCAGGGGGGGUGGAUGAGUCCCGCGGGGGCGGUGCGGCUGCGGCGGAAGGGGAGACGGCGGCCGUGGUGGGGCUGGUGAACGCGUCCAUCCUUGCGGCGGAUAUGGCAGACCUGUCGGGAGAGGUCGAAAGGGUGAUGGCGGCGGGGGCGGACUGGAUUCACGUGGAUGUCGUCGACAACGUGUUCGCUAAGGUGCUAACGUUCGGCCCUCCCGUCGUCGCGAGCCUUCGCCGUCGACACCCCUCGGUCUUCCUGGACGUGCACCUGGCUGUCGAGAACCCGCACGAGUACGUUGACGCGCUCAAGGACGCCGGGACCAGCCAGGUCCUGUUUCACCCCGAGGCUGUGGUCGAGGGCAGCGACAUGGAUGCCGCGAGUUUGGCCGUGCGAAUCUCGGAGGCGGGCAUGCGGGCGGGCGUUGCCCUGAGGCCCGAGACCCCGGUCUCCGCGGUGCUGCCGCUCCUGGAGCCGCGGCGGCUCGUGCAAUGCGUCGACGUUCUCGCGGUCCAACCGGGUUUCGGGGGUCAGGCGUUCGACUCGACCGUUCUGGCGAAGGUGGAGGAGCUGCGGUCGAUCUGUCCGGAGCUGGACAUUCAGGUAGACGGCGGCGUCAACGCAGCCACGGCUCAGGCUUGCGUUGCCGCAGGGGCUAACGUGCUGACCUCGGGGAGUUUCAUUUUUGGCAACAACACCGGUGCCGUGGCCGCUAGUCAUGUUUCGGAAGCGGCGGCGGCGGCGGCGGCGGCGGCGGCUGCGAUUGCAGAGUUGAGGGGGGCUCUUUCUGCAAAGUGGCGGUUACCGGCUCAAGGGUAG
This is a messenger RNA of Ectocarpus siliculosus, 1522 nucleotides long. The record is from the annotation of a GenBank genome assembly. NCBI's taxonomy places the organism in Eukaryota, Phaeophyceae, Ectocarpales, Ectocarpaceae.